This is a messenger RNA of Danaus plexippus (monarch butterfly), 3436 nucleotides long. It is a transcript of the gene Hrs, whose product is annotated as hepatocyte growth factor-regulated tyrosine kinase substrate. Lineage: Eukaryota; Metazoa; Arthropoda; Insecta; Lepidoptera; Nymphalidae. The coding region runs from base 123 to 2981 and encodes 952 amino acids. The transcript has 13 exons. Gene Ontology annotation, molecular function: phosphatidylinositol binding; ubiquitin binding; metal ion binding. The record is from RefSeq and is a predicted model, not a curated record.
AACCAUUAAAAAUAGUAACAAAAUUGACAAAGUGAGCUGUCAUUUUUCUGUCCAUCGAAGAAAUCAUAGUUGAUUUUCUAAAACAAAACUUUGCUUGCUGGUAACGUUUAUAAAUAUUAAACAUGUUUCGAGCUAAUAACUUUGAUAAAUUAUUAGAUAAAGCGACAAGUAAUCUACGCUUGGACCCCGAUUGGCCCUCUAUCUUACAAAUAUGCGAUCUAAUUAGACAGAAUGACUGUUCACCAAAAUAUGCAGUGGCUGCUGUUAAGAAGAAGUUGUAUUCACAGAACCCCUACCAAGCUAUGUUUGCACUUUUGACUCUUGAGAGUAUUGUUAAAAAUUGUGGAUCUGGAGUUCAUGAUGAAGUCGCAUCGAAGGCGUUCUGUGAAAUGCUCCGUGAUCUCGUUAAAACAACCCAACAUGAGAACUUGAAAACCAAGAUAUUGGAAUUAAUACAAGCUUGGGCAUUUGCUUUCCGGAACUCACCAAAAUAUAGAGCUGUACAGGACACUGUGAAUAUACUGAAAGCCGAAGGUCAUAAGUUUCCACCGCAAAAAGAAUCUGAUGCAAUGUUUUCUGCGGAUACAGCACCAGAAUGGGCUGAUGGUGAAGUUUGUCACAGGUGCAGAGUAGCAUUUUCUCUUAUGGUUCGUCGACAUCAUUGUCGUGCUUGUGGUCAAGUGUUUUGUCAGCAAUGUAGCUCCAAGACAUCAACAUUGCCGAAGUUUGGCAUUGAGAAAGAAGUCCGAGUGUGUGAGGCUUGUUAUGAUAAAGUAAGCCGUCCACCAUCUUCAACAGCAAAGUUGGAAAUUGUAGAUACUUCUAGUGACUAUGGACCAGCCCAACCCCAAAAACGACCUGGCAAGUCAGCUGAGGAGUUGCAGGAAGAAGAGGAGUUGCAACUAGCCCUGGCCCUCAGUCAGUCUGAAGCUGAACAUAAGGAGAAGGAACGAAAGUCAAGAUCUUACAUCGCACCAGAACAAACACUACAUCCUACCAUUUCUCCUACUCCCUCGUCUGUGAGUGCGUCCCCUGAACACAGUACGGCUAACUCGGAACUGUCCCGCUACUUGGACAGGAAUUACUGGGAACAAAGACUGUCAAGGGAUCCCGCUGCACCUACAGCUCCCUCCUCGCACGCCACCAAUGAAACUCCUGAUCAAGAUUUCACAAAACCUUCAACUAGUAAGGGACAAGAAGAUGAAGCAGAGGAUAAAGAGAUUGACGAAUUUGUCGAAUCACUCAAAUCACAAGUGGAGAUAUUUGUUAAUAGAAUGAAGAGUAACUCGUCACGUGGUCGUUCAAUCGCCAAUGACACGUCUGUGCAAACAUUGUUUAUGAAUAUAACAGCGAUGCACUCGAAGUUGCUGAAAUAUAUUCAACAGCAGGAUGAUAAACGAGUUUAUUUAGAGAGUUUGCAGGAUAAGAUCAGUCAGGUGCGUGAUAGUAGAGCUGCUCUUGAUACUCUUCGGGCCGAGCACGCGGCUAGACUUGCCCAGGCGGCUGAGGCCGCUGAGAGACAGAGACAAAUGCAAAUGGCCGCCAAGUUACAGGCAAUGAGGAAAAAGAAACACGAGUACUUGCAGUACCAAAGACAGUUGGCACUGCAAAGAGUUCAGGAACAAGAAAGGGAAAUGCAAAUGAGACAAGAGCAGCAAAAGCAUCAGUAUAUGAUGUCAGCCAACAGUGGUUUUUACAUGCCUGGUGUUUCGAUGCAUCAAUUCCAGCCUGGUUAUCCCAACCAACCAAUGUACGCCAGUUCUCAAUUCCAUCCACAAAUGAUGUCCCAAGCAACAACCGAUGGUUCCAUGCCUUUACCUGGACAACCACAAAUGUCACAAGCUAAUAUACCCGUGAAUGUGAAUCAGAUGCCAAUGUCCCAAUCUAUGCCACCCAUGACAAAUACUUUUGCUAUGUCCACAUCCGGUAUGGGAAUUAGCCAACCUGGUGGUCAAUCUGCAAUGAACCAAUCUAAUGUAAGGCCAGUAAUCAGCCAGCAAUUACCUAUUCAACAGCAAAUGAUGAUGCAGCAAAUGCAACAAAUGAGAAUGCCAAACCAACCAGGUGUGCAUCAAAUGAUGCAGCAAAAUGGCCAUCCUCCCCAAAAUAUACAAACACAGAAUCAACAGUCCUCUCAGCAAAUUCAGAAACAAAAUGUCCCGAAUCAACCUCCCAGCUCUAUGAUGCCUCCAAUGGCAAUAGGUCAAGCAAACAUAAAUCAACCUAAUCCUAGUAACCCAAUGUUUGGGAUGCAAAUGCCAAAUAUGAGAAUGUCAAUGAUGUCGGCCAAUCCACCCAGUAAUAACCAACAAGUCCCAGUUCCUGGAUAUCCAAUGCAUGUACAAAACCCGCAAAAUAAUCAACCAACUGGGACUCAAAUGUCUAAUGUGCCUCAAAUGCCAUUACUAGGCCAACAAUUACCAAUGCCAAAUCAGCAUAUAAUACAAGGGCAGCCCAUUCAAGUUGGUCAACCUCAAGUACAACAAAUGCCACAUCAACCACAAAUGCACCAAAGUCAGUCAUUACCACAAGGGGGCCAAUCUCAGGGACCACAAAUGCCACACCAACCACAAAUGACCCAAAGCCAAACGUUACCAAUGCAAGGUCAUCCCUCACAAACACAACCACAACAAAAUAUGAUGAUGCAGCAUCCAGGUCAACCUUUGCAACAAGGUCAACAGAUCUCUCAGACCAACACACAAGCUAUGAACCAAGGCCAACAAAUACCGAACCAGAUGCCAGCUAAUAUGCCACAAAUGAUGCAAGGUGCUAUGCAACAUAGUUCACAAAUGCAGGUUCCCACAAUGUCUAAUCAGGGUCAGCAACCAGUACAACAGAAUAUGCAAGGUCAAACCAUGAAGCAACCAUCUUUCGGUAACGGCCCUCCAAACCAACAGCCUGUGAACAACCAACAGCAAGCCCAAACCCCAUUAAAGUCUGAACAUAACAAUAAUACUGCAGAGUUGAUAAGUUUUGACUGAAUCAAAAAAUUCAAGUCCGUAAUAGUUUUAUUUAUUAGUAUUGUUAAAUGGUAACUAUAAAGGUUAUUUAAAUUAAAUAUUUUCGCAAUAACUCACUUAGGAAUAUGUCAUGGUGUUAAAUUUUGUGAUAAUUUUAAGAAUAUAUUAUACUCAGCUUUCAAUAUGUUGACCUUUUCAAAUUAUAAAUUAAUCUUAUCUUAGACAGCAAAGUUCAUCACAAAGUUUCAAAUAAUAUAUAACAUUAUUUGCAAGUGGUAGCCAAUUUAGAUUUUAGAUAAAAGGCCUUGUAAUCUAUGUAAAUGUGCUAACUGUAAAAAUAUGUGUUGGUAUUUAGCUUAUUUAGAGAAAUAACUAAAGAAGAUAGAAAUUCUUAUUAUUAUUAUUCCUGCAUAUUGUUGUUUUAUAUUAUUUACAAAUAAGUUAUGAUGUAUAGUAAUAAUAAAUAUCCCUUAAAA